Messenger RNA from Aureobasidium vineae, 375 nucleotides. The record is from the annotation of a GenBank genome assembly. Lineage: Eukaryota; Fungi; Ascomycota; Dothideomycetes; Dothideales; Saccotheciaceae.
GCUCUGCGUACUGUCUCCAAGGCCCAGAAUGGCGUCGGCGCCUUCAUCCUGCAAUGCAAACGCCUCGACUUCCACUACUGCGACUGGGCUGGUAGCUCUAAGGGCAUGAAGUACGCUCUACUCAGAUCUCCUCUCGAAAUCACCGUCUCGCCUCGCCCUCGCAAACACCCCGUCAUCAAGGGCACAUAUAUCAACGGCCGUGAAAAGGCCAUUUGCGUGCGCAGUCUGGAGAAAGAGCAGAUCAUGAAGAAGGCCGAGCUCUUGCGCGACGCCAGCGGCGACAAGCUGAGAAAGGUCACAAAGCCCGUCAGGAGUAUGAACGAGAGUGUGAGAGGUAUCUGGGAUCCUUUCCACGGCUCAAAGUGGUCUGUUUGA